UUUCUGGAAGCAGUAAAGCUGUGGGCGAAGACCAAGUGGUGGACCACUAUGGAAUACUCUGACGUCGAGGUGAAGGCGAAGCUAGGCCUUUCGAAGCUCAAGGGAGGGGCUCUGAAGGCUCAUCCCAACUUCGUCUGGUACCAGGACUAUCUGCGCGAGGUUGAAAAGGAAAAGUUGAAUCUCUGGCUGAGCAACAAGAAGUCUCCGCGCGUAGUCUUCCAGGAGUUCGGGCUCAACAACUUGGUGCGCCCCCAGCUAAGCGACAAGUACCAGACCUACCUGCGCUACGCUACCAAGUACGACGACAAGGUCUUCUCGUUCCCGCCCUUCUACCCUCAGACCACGAUGGAGAAGAAGAUUUACGUCGAGAUCUGGGCCAAUGCACGCACGGACGCGUACGUCAAGAAACAAGAAAAUGCUGGGGAUAAAGGACGGCUCAGUCAACGCUUACGUAAGCGCUACUUUGAGGAAUUCAAAAGGCAAACCAUAUUUUUCAAACUACACGUUUGGGGGAAAAGGCAACGUCCUUAG
Molecule: messenger RNA, 531 nt
Organism: Phytophthora sojae
Lineage: Eukaryota; Oomycota; Peronosporomycetes; Peronosporales; Peronosporaceae
Exons: 2
Source: RefSeq, a predicted model, not a curated record